Molecule: messenger RNA, 1035 nt
Organism: Cotesia congregata
Lineage: Eukaryota; Metazoa; Arthropoda; Insecta; Hymenoptera; Braconidae
Source: the annotation of a GenBank genome assembly
AUUUUUUUUUCUUGAGCAGUCAGUAAUAAACAAAAGUUAAACAUGCCAGAAAAUUUAAAUAACAAAUUGUUUUAUAACACUGUUUUAUGCCAGACAUUUUCACCGUCUGGAAAACACUUGGUAGCUGGAAAUAUUUAUGGCGAUAUAUCAGUAUUUGAUUUAUCAAAAUCAUUGAGUCCAGUAAGCGACGAAAAUGACUUACCAGGACCUUCAUAUAAAUUCACGGCGUAUCCAGGUCAACAUGUCCAAGCGAUGCUGAGUACUGAUGAUUUUUUGGUGACCGGAACAGCUGGAGAAAUUUCUGGCUGGGACUGGAAUGUUGUUACUUCCAGUAAAGCUUCUAAGAUAAAAGUAUCUUGGACUGUGCAGAUUCCUGCUGACAAAGACAGCUCAGAAAAGUCAGAUGUUAAUUACAUUGUUUAUUCAAAUGAUAAACACUACUUGUACGCUGGCUGCGGUGACAAGAAAAUUUAUGUUAUUAAUUUGGACAAUGGAAAGAUUGUUAAGACUUUAGAAGGUCAUGAGAACUUUAUUCAUUGUCUUGCACUCAUGAACAACCAAUUGGCGAGUGGAAGUGAAGAUGGAUCAGUACGUCUCUGGGAUUUACGAACAUACGAGAAUACGAGUAUAUUGAAGCCGCAUUUAGUCGACAAGGUCGCGAGACCCAAGCUCGGAAAGUGGAUUGGCGCCGUAGACUUCACCGAAGACUGGCUGCUCUGCGGAGGCGGCCCGAACCUUUCACUCUGGCACCUUCGCACCAUGGAGCCAGCGACUGUUUUCGACCUGCCAGAUCAGGGAAUUCAUGAGGCUAAAAUUUUCGAGGAACGAGUCAUUGCAGGCGGUACGAUGCCCCACGUCUACCAUCUGAAUUACCAGGGAGAGAUUUUUGCAGAAGUUCCCACUUCUAGCCACACUGUUUACAGUAUUGUUUAUCAGGAAAAACCUCACAAGGUACUUAGUAUUGCGGGGUCUAGCAACAAAGUUGAUAUUUGUACUAACUUUAAUUAUCGGGAAUUAGUAUUUAAGUUCGCUUGA